AUGAUUAGAACAACGAUAGGAAAGAAUGGCGCAUCAAUUAAAUUUGGAACAAGUCGUAGUUUAAUAGCUAUUAAAGCUUCAUUAUUUCAGACUAGACGUUGGACUUCCGCGCAAACAGUAAAACAAGGACAAACGUUCGAGACGAAGGAGGAAGAAACUGUUUACAAGAAACUACAAGAAGCGUUGAACCCCAAACAAUUGACAGUUCAUGAUAUUUCAGGUGGAUGUGGGUCGAUGUAUAAUAUCGUUAUCAAAUCCGACAAGUUUAACACCUUGACAACUAUAAAGCAACACAAACUUGUUAACGGAAUCCUCAAGGAAGAAAUAUCUAAAUGGCAUGGUUUACAAUUAUCAACGAAGAAAGAUAAAUAG
Maudiozyma saulgeensis is the source of this 372-nucleotide messenger RNA. The record is from the annotation of a GenBank genome assembly. NCBI's taxonomy places the organism in Eukaryota, Fungi, Ascomycota, Saccharomycetes, Saccharomycetales, Saccharomycetaceae.